Patella vulgata (common limpet) is the source of this 527-nucleotide messenger RNA. Its product is annotated as transmembrane protein 14C. The record is from RefSeq and is a predicted model, not a curated record. The transcript is spliced from 4 exons. NCBI's taxonomy places the organism in Eukaryota, Metazoa, Mollusca, Gastropoda, Patellidae. Gene Ontology annotation, cellular component: mitochondrial membrane. Gene Ontology annotation, biological process: regulation of heme biosynthetic process. The coding region runs from base 96 to 407 and encodes 103 amino acids.
CCAUUUUAUCUGAAACCGAGGCUGGUGGUCUUAACCGUAGUAUAAAAGUAUUAUAUAACAUUAAACGUGAUACUGACAGGUUGGAAAACAGUAAAAUGCCUGUUGACUUUUUAGCAUAUGGAUAUGCCGCAACUGUUGCUGCAGGUGGCAUUAUUGGUUAUGUAAAAGCAGGAAGUGUGCCAUCUUUGGUUAUGGGAUUAGCUUGUGGAAGUUUAUUGGGGUUUGGAGCAUACCAAACCAGUAAUGAUCCCAAAAAUGUUGCAGUGUCAUUGGCUACUAGUGGUUUGUUAAUGGGUGUAAUGGGUUUCCGAUAUAUGAAUUCUGGGAAGUUUAUGCCGGCUGGACUUGUUGCCUCAUUGAGCUUUUUGAUGUUAGCUAGACUCAGUCUUAGAUUGAUAAAGCAGUAAAGAAGAAUGAAUGGUUGUGGAUUUAUAUUGAUUAUCAUAUAUCAUACUAUUUUAUAAUGAAUUGUUGACAUCAAAUUUUAUUCAAAUUAUUACUAAAAAAAUAAAGGCCUUUUCUUUUUC